Messenger RNA from Branchiostoma floridae (Florida lancelet), 2670 nucleotides. Its product is annotated as neuroendocrine convertase 1-like. The transcript has 16 exons. Gene Ontology annotation, biological process: protein processing. Gene Ontology annotation, molecular function: serine-type endopeptidase activity. The record is from RefSeq and is a predicted model, not a curated record. NCBI's taxonomy places the organism in Eukaryota, Metazoa, Chordata, Leptocardii, Amphioxiformes, Branchiostomatidae. Bases 260 to 2584 code for a protein of 774 amino acids. Gene Ontology annotation, cellular component: trans-Golgi network; Golgi membrane.
CCUCCAAUGUAAAGAUAAGAGCGACAUCGUGCGUUCGUUCCGCCUGAGUUAGGCAAUACUGCAAAGGCAAACACUGAGCGUUGGGGGAACUGUACAGCUGCUAGUUACACAUACUUUCUCACGGACCGGCACAAACUGUUUUAAUUAUAUUCUACAUGAGGACGUUAUCUGAUUUCCACGUUUCCGAGUGCUAGCGCCAUCAGUUUGAACAGUUACGAAAAAGCCGGGACGACUUUUUCUACCCCAUCUGGCGCGGAACAUGGGACGUUUUUCUACCUGGCUGGUCCUUGCGAUUGUGGCGUUCUUCUCCCACGGGCGUGCGGAGGGCGGAGAGGACCAACCCGGCCACUUCACCAACACCUGGGCGGUGGAAAUCUACGGAGGGCCCGAGAAAGCUGACCUGUUAGCCCGAGAGCAUGGCUACGAGAACUUGGGACAGAUAGGGAACCUGGAGGAUCACUACCUCUUCAGACACAAAGACGUGCCUCACCGGUCCCGCAGAGGGGCGCAUCAGCACACUAAGCGUCUGGGAGACGACGAAAGGAUACAAUGGGUGGCUCAGCAGGUCGGCCGAGCCCGGAGUAAAAGAGGGCCCAUCCCCCAGGAACACCGCCAAUCAGAAGACAACAAGCCCAUGACCUUCCGCGACCCUUACUGGGAGAAACAGUGGUAUCUGCACGACACGAGAACUUCGACAAACCUGCCCAAACUAGACCUGCACGUACUUCCGGUCUGGAGAAAGGGCAUCACGGGAAAAGGUAUCGUCGUCGCCGUGUUGGACGACGGGAUCGAAAAGGACCAUCCAGACCUCGUGGACAACUAUGAUCCCGAUGCUAGCUUUGACUUCAACGACAACGAUGCCGACCCGCAGCCGAGAUACGAGGAAACGAACGAAAACAAGCACGGGACCCGUUGCGCGGGGGAGAUCGCCAUGGCAGCCAACAACUCUGAGUGCGGCGUGGGGAUAGCUUUUAAUGCAAGAAUAGGAGGUGUGCGAAUGCUGGACGGAGUGGUGACUGACGCUGUGGAGGCUAACUCCAUCGGCUUCAACAUCCAGCACGUGGACAUCUACAGCGCCUCGUGGGGACCCAACGACGACGGCAAGACCGUGGAGGGGCCGGAGAAACUGGCUCGGGCUGCCUUCGAGAAGGGAGUCAGGGAGGGACGUGGUGGAAAGGGGUCCAUCUUUGCCUGGGCGUCCGGUAACGGCGGCAGUAACGGCGACAACUGCGACUGUGACGGGUACACCAGCUCUAUCUACACGGUGUCCAUCAGCAGCGCGUCCCAGCAGGGCCGGUCUCCAUGGUACGGCGAGAAGUGCGCCUCCACCCUGGCCACCGCCUACAGCAGCGGGGAGUACAAGGACCAGAAAAUAAGCAGCACAGACCUGCAUCACGAGUGUACGGACAGCCACACGGGAACAUCGGCCGCGGCACCACUGGCUGCUGGGGUGCUGGCACUGGCUCUAGAGGCAAACCCGGACCUGACCUGGAGAGACGUCCAGCACCUGAUCGUGUGGACCUCAGAGUACGACCCCCUCUCCAGCAACCCCGGCUGGUUCCAGAACGGCGCCGGCCUGUGGGUCAACUCCCGGUUCGGCUUCGGGCUGCUGAACGCCGAGGCGAUGGUGGACAUGGCGCAGACGUGGAAGACUGUACCAGAGAAGAACACGUGUGAAGUCAGGAUUGAGAACUUCCAGCCGAGGGACCUGGGAAACGGGGAGGAGAUCACCAUAGAGAUGGAGACUGAUGGUUGCCAUGGCAACAACCACGUGGAGGCUCUGGAGCACGUGCAGGUCAAAACGACGAUCGACUACACCCGCCGGGGGGACCUGAGGAUAGUGCUGACGUCACCGUCAGGAACCAGCACCACCCUCCUGGACACCCGCCGUCAGGACAAGUCUCAGAUGGGUUUCCAGGACUGGCCCUUCAUGUCCACUCACAACUGGGGAGAGAAGCCGCAGGGCAAGUGGACACUCACUAUAGAGGACAAGUCUGACCACGCGGAAAACAACGGUGUUGUGAAGGAUGUUGUGCUGAUUCUGCACGGAACCCCGGAACAGCCGGCCUACCAGUCCGGAGGGAGGGUGUACACUGACUACAACCGCGUGCAGGACGACAGAAAUGUGGAAAUAUCGGCCGCUAAAUCCGCCCCAGCCCCCGCUGCGGAUGCCGCCCCCGCCCGGGAGUCAGAGGACUGGAUCCCCGGCUCUGGUCCCUUCGGCUCUGCUGGGAGCGUGGUAAUCGCAGAGACUCCAGAAAAAGAGACGGAGUUCUUGGUGAACUGGAAGGACGGAAUGAAUCGCUACGAGCCUGACUUCAACCCCGUCAACUCGGGCCCGUUCGAACCCGCCGCUGAUGCCGGAUCAGACGUAUACAUGGAUGCCGAAGACCUUCGUCCUUGGGAAGCUUUCAAGUACCUGCAUCGGCAAAUGAAAUCACCGAGCAGCCCACGUCACCCAGCGCAUGCGUACAACAAGCCAUCGUCACAGUACAUCCGGGACCCGUGGGUAUCCCAGAAUGCCCUGGACAAAGAGGCGAACCUGGUGAAAUACUACCUACAGCUGCUGGGCUAUGAACCAUGAAAAAAAACGUGAAAGAAAAUAAAACGGAACGCCAGAAACUGGAACGAAAUACAAACUGGUCUUAGAGAAUAAAAUUGUAGAAAUCA